ACUGAUUGCAUUUUCACUGCGCCGGUAAACCAAGAAGGUUUUGUUUUCUAUAUUCUCCGCAAUCGCAAAGACAAAGUAUUAAAUUCCAGCAAAAAUGUUGACCUCCGUUUUUUGCAUGCGGCUUAACACUUACGGUGUUGUUAUUGGGUGGCUGGGAGUGAUUUUCUCCUUUUUGGCCACGAUCCUGUUGUCCGUGGCUUUGGGAUUCGUAGAUAAAAUUGCGCAGCAGAUCGUCGACACUGAAAAAAAUGACAUGACCGUCAGCGAUGUUCGCAAUGUGCUUAUCAUACUUUUCAGUAUCUACCUGGCUCUUAAAGUGAUUAAUCUUCUGGCCUCGGCCAUGCUGGUCGUGGGUACCGUUAAGGAACGUCAUCUGCUCCUGCUUCCCUGGCUGAUUAACAACGGUGUGAUCCUGGCCCUUUCUAUCGUCACACAUAUUGGACUCUGGGCCCAGGUCAUCGGAUCCGCGAUGCCCUUCAUGAGCGCCCUACCCAUUUUAUUGAUCUCGGUGUCUGUUCUCCUGCUCAGCUGGUAUCUGUACUACGGGAUCUACUCGCUCUUCAAGCAGAUCCAGGCCUCCAGUGAUCUGCAGCGCCCGCUUAUCCCGCCGGUAUCCCAGCAGACCAACUCCUAUCCCAGCUACACCAAGAUAUAAGCUGUUAAGGUGUCCUGGACGGCGUCGAAUACUUUUCGAAUCCUUUCAAUGCAGCUUCCUUAAUUAACCCCAUUCUUCAUUGCUAGUAACAUUAUAAUUAGGUACUAUGCAGCAGAGAAGGAAUAUUAUGUACACCCUAUAUAUUUACUUACACGCGUCUCUAUUUUUAUCUAUUUGAACGAAAUUGCCAAAAUUCGAUUUUCCUAUUGGCUCUGAAAAUAUAUUUUGUAUACACACAUGA
Drosophila takahashii is the source of this 896-nucleotide messenger RNA. RefSeq lists its product as uncharacterized. The record is from RefSeq and is a predicted model, not a curated record. Lineage: Eukaryota; Metazoa; Arthropoda; Insecta; Diptera; Drosophilidae.